AUGACACCAGCAAAGACCUACUACGAGGAAGAGUACGACCCCUCCUCUGUUCUCCUUCACCCAGACUUCAAGGUCCUCAAGGCCGACGAUCCCAUCCUAGCCGACCCCAAGGCCAAUAUUGCGUGCACGUACAACCCAGCGCAUGAAAUCAACAUGGUUGCUAAACCAGUCCCGACCGCGCGGAAGGGUGAGGCCAUCGUACACGUCCGCUGCACCGGAAUUUGUGGCAGCGACGUCCAUUUCUGGAAGAAGGGGCAGGUCGGCCCUACCAUGGUCGUCCGCGACCACUGUGGCGCGGGCCACGAGUCGGCUGGCGAAGUCAUUGCGAUCGGCGAGGAUGUCAAGAACUUGUCUGUCGGUGACUCGGUCGCCAUCGAGUGUGGCGUUCCCUGUAGCCGCGCCGACUGCGACUACUGUCGUACCGGUCGCUACAACGCAUGCCCCGCUGUGGUCUUCUUCUCCACCCCACCUUACCAUGGGACCCUUACUCGCUAUCAUGCCCAUCCUGCUGCUUGGCUGCACAAGCUGCCCGACAACGUGACUUAUGAGGAGGGCGCGCUGUGCGAGCCUCUGGCGGUUGUUCUUGCCGGUUUCCAGCGGGCAAACGUGCGCAUGGGUGACAGCGUUCUUGUUUGUGGUGCUGGUCCAAUCGGCCUCGUCUCUCUUCUCGCUGCACGGGCGGCAGGCUGCCACCCGAUUGUGAUCACAGACCUUUUCCAGUCCCGCCUCGAUUUUGCUCAGUCACUUGUUCCAACUGCGAAGACGGUCCGCAUCGACCGGUCUUGGACUCCCCAGGAGACGGCGGUCAAGAUCCGUGCAGCUGCGGGCACGCCGUUGAAGCUUGCGCUGGAAUGCACCGGCGCCCAAUCCUCCAUCGCCUCUGCCAUCUACUCUUUGGACUUCGGCGGCAAAGUGUUCGUUAUCGGCAUUGGGCCCAACACGCAGGAAUACCCAUUCAUUCACUGCUCAGCCAACGAGAUUGACCUGCAGUUCCAGUAUCGGUACGCCGACCAGUACCCCAAGGCGAUCAGGCUUGUUGCGGGCGGCCUCAUAGACCUCAAGCCGCUGGUUACCCACCGCUUUCCCCUCGCCAAGGCGGUUGACGCAUUCCACGUGGCCGCUGACCCGACCCAAGGCUCUAUCAAGGUCCACAUCACCGACCUCUCGUAG
Messenger RNA from Apiotrichum porosum, 1170 nucleotides. RefSeq lists its product as uncharacterized. The record is from RefSeq and is a predicted model, not a curated record. Gene Ontology annotation, biological process: D-sorbitol catabolic process. Gene Ontology annotation, molecular function: zinc ion binding; L-iditol 2-dehydrogenase (NAD+) activity. Lineage: Eukaryota; Fungi; Basidiomycota; Tremellomycetes; Trichosporonales; Trichosporonaceae. The transcript is spliced from 3 exons. The coding region runs from base 1 to 1170 and encodes 389 amino acids.